UCUAACUGACUCUGUAUGUUUUCAGGAUGUGGUGGCUCCUGCUGGUAGUAGCAGUGACAGCUGAAGAGUGGAGAUGUCCUGAAAUAUCUAACGUCUCAUGUUCCUGUGAUCUGCCACACACUCUCCGGUGUACAGGUGGACGUGAAGCAUUGCCCACCGUUGCAGCAACCCUACGCUCCUUAUCACCCUCAGCCUCCGUGUCUUUGCUAGACUGUACAGUACAGAACGUCUCCUUCCUGCCAGGUCUUCUGCUUCAGAACGUAAGUCUGCACGGUCUGGUGGUGUCGUCAGGAGAGUUACGACAUGUUUCUCCUGACGCGUUCACAGGUUUGACGACACCUCUGCAGGCACUCGGCCUCCCCAACAAUCAGUUAGACUCUGUCCCGACGUCAGCUUUCCGUGGACUUCUGCACCUAGAGAGACUAGACCUUUCCCACAACAAGAUACAUCGGAUACACAACAUAUCCUUCGAGAAUCUCACGAGUCUGACAUUUCUUGACCUCAGCGAGAACUUGAUCAGCUGGAUCUCUCCCGACGCGUUUGUUCCUCUCCCGCUGCUUCAUACGUUGCGUCUGCAGGGCAACAGACUGACGGUGGCCGUGGUGGCCAGCCUGCAAGGACUGCGGAGUUUGCGGGAACUCGAUCUUAGCGGGAACUCCCUCGCUGGUCCCCUAGGGCCUAGCACUCUACCAAGGUUGCCUAACCUGAGUGUGCUGUCGCUGGCUCACAAUCAGCUGAGCAGUGUGACCCGAGGUGCGUUGGCAGGCCUGGAUGCUCUCUCUUCUCUCUCCCUCCAUCACAACCAGAUAGAUGUAUUAGAAGAUCACGCUUUCAGAGCCAUCGCGACACUUGGAGAGCUCAACCUUGCUCAUAACAGGAUUGUUGCUGUGUCAGGGGCAUCUCUUGCCCAUUUGGCAGGCCUAAAAAAACUCGACAUUGCCCACAACUUCCUACGAGCCAUCACCUCUGAUUUGACCCAACCUCUACGCAACUUGACCGAGCUCAGACUCGACGACAACGAUAUCUCAAUGGUUGCUACAGACGCGUUCUCCUUCAACAUCAGACUAAAGAGGUUCACACUUUCAGAGAACCCUCUGAACUGUGACUGCAACCUCUCUCAGUUCGCUUCAUGGCUGAGAAAUUCCUCGACAUUGUCAACAGCUGACAAAGCGACAUCUGUGUGUGCGACUCCUCCCUCGCUCGAGAAUGGACUUGUCGAAGAGUUGUCAGCCAGCGAGCUAGUGUGCGGCGGACAAGAGGAAUCACCAAUCCCGUCCGAAACUCCCUUAGGCACGCCGAUGCCCGUGUCAGGAACUCGUGUGGCCCUUCGAGGCUUCCAAUUCGACGGUUCAAAAGUGUCAUUACUGUGGAGUGUAGAAGCAAGUGCGCUUACGUAUUCUUGCGACGCGUUAUUCAUCUACGAAGAACUCGGUUUACACGAGAUUCUUUUGGAAUCGAACCCACUGAAGUGCGAUUCUUCUCAACUAGUCGAUCCCAAGACUCUCUCCAUCACUCUCUCUGCGUCAGAUUUACAGUUGGGUCAUCGCUACAGGUAUUGCGUUGUUUUACUCGAAGGGGGCGGCAACGACGAAUCAGCCUUGGUGCUCGGCUGUAGUGAAAUCAUUCCUUUGCUUCCGACAGUGAAGACGAAUCCUGUAGCAAAGACAAAGUCGUACAUAACCUCACUGGAAGCUAACCUAACUGACAUGGGCAGUUUGAUGGUCUCCACUCACAUCUGGAAGGACAAAUCGGACGCUCACUGUUUGCUCACCAUCACUGUGUUUGUGUCCGGGACUCUUGUGGCUCAGAGGCAUCUCAACUGCUCACUUCCCUGGGCCGUGAUCCACGGUCUACCUCAGGGGCCGUACCAAGUCUGUGCCACCCUCGGGGACUUUCCUCCCACGGAACCCAAGACCCGGUGUCUCACAGUGUCUCAGCCGGCGACAGCUCACGCCAACACGACGCUGAAUCUCGUUCUCACAGGACUUUUGUUCCUCCUCAGCAUGGUGUUGAUCCUUGCCGUCUACCACUCUGUGCGAAAAAUCCUCAAGAGGCCGAAAAACCAUCAGUGUUUCCUCCCUGUGGCCCAAACCGAGGACCAGCACGCGAGAUGGCCAGAGACUGUGUCAUAAAAUUUCAAGAGCUUCUGUUUACAUCAGGAGAAUUAGGACCGAUCUUCAGUCAACUUCAUGUUAGAAACAUCGCUAGUUGUUAUCUUUUAGUUUUAUAAACUUGAAUCAUCUAAUGUUUAGUAAAAUCUACUCCUGCUUUUACCCCAGAGAAUACACAAAUCCUGCGAAAGUUAGGUGGUAUAGAAAGUUUAUCUAGAAAUAUGAUUUCAUUUUCAACAUUGAUUACGUAAAAUAUACCAGUAGCCUAUUUGUUAAAACUAUAUCUUAUCAUUUAAUGGUACAAGUGACUAUUCCGGAAAAAAUAGUCUAGUUAAAAUUAAUUUUACUAGUCUUUUCCACUGUUCAUCAAUGUUGAUUUUAUAAACAGUAAUUUAUUUUAAUGGAGAAUAACUGUUGACAGCUAAAUCAUAAUUUCUUUCUCAGUUUCUGUUGCAAAAACAAUGUUGACAUUAUGAGUAUUGAUUUAAUGAAAAAACACUAAUAAUUACCUAAAUAUUGAACUUAGCUUGAUUAAUAACUAAAUGGUAAAAGAUAUAGCUGAAUGUAUUUUGGUUCAUGUUUGAAUAAAAAAUAACUUAAUCAAAAAAUCUAAAGGAAAACUGUGUGCAAAGUUUAUUUGAUAAAAUCAUUUCCUUUUGAAUGGAUAAUUCUAUAAGUGUUCAAAAAUGUUUACUCAUUCCAUAAAUAAAUAUAAAGUGUAAAUAGUAUUUAUAGAAUGCAAUGUAAUAUAAACAUUGUAUAACACGUUAUGCUGUGAUCUAACAUAGUUUUAUGUACAAUAAACCUGUAUUUUAUGUAAUAAGAUGUAUAUAAAGAGUAAUAAAUGGUAAGAAUAUAACUGUAAAAUGUUAUCAAAUAAGGUACGUAACACCUUCAUUGGUUAGAACUAGUUAGCUUUCAUUGUAAUUAAAGUUACCAUACUAAUCAAUGAAUUUUAAAAGUAAAAUUGUCAUUACUGUCUACACUAUUAUUGAGAAAAUGAUUUAUCAUUUAAAGAUUUUCCAAUUCUGAUAUUUUGUAAUUCACAAUGUAAUAGUUAUGGAUUUUAGAUGUUAAAUCUUAAAAUUGCAAUUAAAGAUGUAUUGGCCUACCUAUAUUAUACAAAUUAAAAAUAUUAGCAUAAACUGCUAAACAAUACUAAAGUUUCUUUACAGUUUUAAAGUCUAAAAACCAGUUUAAUUUAAGGUGGAUUAUUAUUUUUUUAAUACAUAGAAAAAAUACUUUAAUUGUUUUAGUAGAUAAAAUAUGGUUUGUAAAAUAACUUCCAAGUACCAUUAAAGAACCGAUGAAAAUCAUCAAACAAUAUUGUAGCAAAAUAUAAAAAGUGUAAAACAAACUGAAAAUUCUAAUAAGUAAUUCCACAAGGAACUUCGAUGUUACAAAUCAAUCAUUUUUAACAUGGCUACUAAAAAACUUAAGUAAAAUGUAGAAAAUGUAUUCAACUUCACCUAUUUUACCAUUAAUUGUGUUCUGUGUGUUGUAGAAUUUAGACAAGACUUGUGUUCAUAUUGUUUAUAAGAGAGAUUAAAAAUGUAAUUAUGUACAUAGAUUUAACAACAUAAAGGUAAGACUUUAUUUACCCUGUAAAUAAAUGAUUUGUUAAAACA
Molecule: messenger RNA, 3739 nt
Organism: Macrosteles quadrilineatus (aster leafhopper)
Lineage: Eukaryota; Metazoa; Arthropoda; Insecta; Hemiptera; Cicadellidae
Product: carboxypeptidase N subunit 2-like
Exons: 8
Coding region: 27-2132 (701 amino acids)
Molecular function (GO): protein binding
Source: RefSeq, a predicted model, not a curated record